CCGCUCCCCGGAGCAGACAUGGCGACACUAAGCGCGGUCCAGCCGCUCUCCCUGGACAGAGGUCUGGAUGGAUUUGGAGUUCAGAGCCUCUGGUCAUCUUCCCCUAUCAUUUCUUCCCCUCUGGGAGCAUGGACCAAAAAUCUUUAUGGGGAGCAGAAGAUGUUGCCAGAGCAAUUGAAUUACUGGAAAAACUACAAGAAUCUGGAGAAGUACCAGUGCACAAGCUACAGUCCCUCAAAAAAGUGCUUCAGAGUGAGUUUUGUACUGCUAUUCGAGAGGUGUAUCAGUACAUGCAUGAAACGAUAACUGUCAAUGGCUGUCCUGAAUUCCGAGCCAGGGCCACAGCAAAGGCAACAGUGGCAGCUUUCGCAGCUAGCGAAGGCCACUCCCACCCUCGAGUAGUGGAGCUGCCGAAGACAGAUGAAGGCCUUGGCUUUAACGUGAUGGGUGGCAAGGAGCAGAAUUCCCCCAUUUACAUUUCCCGCAUCAUCCCUGGAGGGGUGGCUGAAAGGCAUGGAGGCCUCAAGAGAGGAGACCAACUGCUGUCAGUGAACGGAGUGAGCGUGGAAGGAGAACACCACGAGAAAGCCGUGGAGCUGCUCAAGGCCACCAAGGACAGCGUCAAGCUGGUGGUCAGAUACACCCCCAAAGUCCUGGAGGAAAUGGAGGCCCGCUUUGAGAAGCUCCGGACAGCCCGACGCCGGCAGCAGCAACAGCAGCUGCUGAUUCAGCAGCAGCAGCAGCAGCAACAGCAGCAACAAGCACAGCAGAACCACAUGUCCUAGGUCUUUGAAGGAAAGCUACUUGAUUAACCAUCUGUGAAUCACAAAUUUGAAACCAUACUUCAUAAUCCCAGCACAUAGUAAAAGGGGAAAAAAUACUGAUAAUUAUACCUGUCAGAAGCUGUGAAUACGUGGUGUAUAAAUUCUUUACCAGUGCAACUCGACAACUUUUUCUGGGGGUUGGUCCCCUAUCCCUCAGUCACAGCAGAGUGAAUGCCCACUAUGGAAGGGGGGGGGGGGUUUCCUGUCUGCACACUGAAACCGUAGAAGAUCUGUGACUAUCAGAUCAGUCGCCAGGGUCAGGAGUAGGUUCAUCUUUGGUCUGUAGCUUUUACAGGGAUAACAAACCCCUCAUUAAGCUCCAGUUCAGCCUGCGUCAGUACAAGGUCCUGGUCACUUACAAGAAACCUACACACUGCUACUCACUCCGCCCUGUUCCAUGUCCACAUCUUGAAUUAUCUGUAUUAUAAUUCCAUUGAAUUGCAAAGGUGGUCUCUAUUCUCUGCUGGAAGACGCCAAGUCACUAUCCUGUAUUUAUACUCUCUUCGGGUUCUGGAAGCACUUGGCUUUGUAAUUUUCUGCAUCCACGAAUUUUAUCAUGCUUUCAUAGAGGGGGCAAUAUGGGCUCAACUUUUAGUCUGCUAAAAGCAAGGAUAGAAACCUCGAGUACUGUAUUUGUUUUUAAUUUAAGUAUUGCUUGUAUUUAUGACGAUCAAUUCUAACAGAGUGGCAUGUAUAUUUAUUCCACAAGAUAUAUAUUAUCAGAAUGUAUUUGGUACAAACGCAGGUCUUCACUUACCAUGCAUCAUGAAUCUGGUAAGAGAAUAUUGACAAAGGGCCUAGUUCCAGGAACUGAUCCUUGGAUGAUAUUUACACAGAACCCUGCUCUCAAUAGUUGUUUUUUUAAGUUAUAUAUUUUUAAUUGAUAAACUCUGGAGUUAUCCAAACUCUUUCCACCUAUUCUAGGUGAUGUCCUAGAGGUCUCUUUGGUCUUUUAAAGCUAAAGUCAUAGACAACAGAACUGUAAUUCUGGAACAUCUCCUAUCUGCCAUCAAAUAUAAGUGCCACACACACAGUUUGGACCAGUUUCCUCCCCAAAUAUAAAUGGGGUGUUUUUGGCAAUCUAAGAUCUAACACAUCACCCCUCUUACUGUGGGUCAUAUGGAAGGACGCCAGUGGUGCUGACCCUGUGAUUCCACAGGUGUGACUUCUUCUCAAGAGAAACGAGACCUACUUCUUUGUGCGUCAUCAUAGGCAGGUCACUUUCCAGGACUAUCAUCUUUUCAGAGAGCUUCCCUCUGGAGAAUAAUAGUACCCCCAACAGGUCCUAACUGUUGACUGAGUGGCACACUAGGCUUGUAGGUCUGGUUUAGUUACUAGGUAGCAAUGAUGCUUCUGGAUGUUGAACUAUCAUAAGCAUGUACAUUCACCUGAGGAAGGGUUACAUGUCUAGUGGAAACAUUCUAGGAUAGACCAUGAAAAUAGAGACAGAAAUGUGGACAUCUCCUUUUCUUAAAUGCAGAUGUUGAAUCACUAAAAUACAUUAACUUUCACUUUUUUUUUUUUUUUUUUUUGCCUCCAAGGUUAUCGCUGGGACUCGGUGCCUGCACUAUGAAUCCACAGUUCCUGGAGGUCAUCUUUCCCAUUUUAGUGAAUAGCACAGUGAAAAUUUUGAGAGAGGUGGGGGAGGGAGAGAAGGAGAAAGACACCUGCAGACCUGUUUCACUGCUCAUGAAGCUUUCCCCCGCAGGUGGGGAGCAUGGGGCUCGAAUCCAGAUCCUUGUACUAUGUACACUUAACUGGGUGUACCACCACCCGGCCCCCCUGAUAACUUACACAUUUCAGUUAGUCUCCUACCUGUGUAGCUCAGUUUAGGGGCAGUCUUCUAAGAAAUAAAAUAUAGCCAGUGGGAAUGAACAGGCCCAUCUGGUCUUACUGUGUUGGGUAAGAUUCCGUCUAUACCAAGUUCUGCUUCCUCUUCACAGUCACUCCACAGAAGACAGACAGUAAGCAAGCAUGGAGACACACCAGUUUCAACAUAGCCACAUCCUAGAAAACAUAGCUUUUUUUUUUUUUACUAGUGAGAACUGAGGGGGAGUGGAGGGGAGGGUGGGAGGACUUUGAAUGUUAUAUAAACUAGAUUUUACAAAAGACAAACUUAAAGGGAAUGAAUGGAGACUACAUCGUAGAAUUCAGUUCGCAAAAAAAAAAAAAGCUCUCAUUUUUAUAAGAGAUAAAUAAUAAAACAUAUAUUUUAGUUAUCAUUUAACAAAGAAAUAUUAAAGCUCUUCAGGUGAUGCCACAGAUUCUCAUAAGAGGAAGUCAUUGCAACCUUGUGAUGGGAAACUGGUCAUUUUCAAUACAUUUUGAUGCAUUGUAUAAAUUUGGAGCUGGAGGUAUAUUUUCAUGUACUUGCAUUUGAUUAAUCUUAUCCAGUGUUCACAUGCAUAUAAACUGUCAAGGUCUCUAAGAACACAACUGUCUAGUGAGUAGAUACUUUGCAAUUGUGUUUUCUGGAAGUCUUCAUAUUUAUGCUUCAUUUGCAUAGCGUUAAAUGCUAAUAAGUGUCUUCCACAUUGGUUUUUUAAAAAUAUUUUUAUUAUAUUUAUUUAUUGCAUAGAAACGAUGAGAAAUUGAGAGGGGAAGGGAAGGUAGAGAGGGAGGGAGACAGAGAGAUACCUGCAGCCCUGCUUCACCACUUGUGAAACUUUCCUGCUGCAGGUGGGGACUGGGGGCUUGAACUUGGGUCCUUGUGCAUUGUAACAUGUGUACUCAAUGAGUUAUGCCACCACCCGGCCCCUGACAUGUUGUUUUUCAAAGAAGAAGGACAAAUCCAUCACUACCAAGGUAUCUAAGGACAGAUUACAUGCCAGGGUCAAAUGAAGGUUUUCCUUAAAGGAAACUCUCAGCAGAAUGUAAGCCUUUCCCUAAAGUUUCCAUCCAAAGUAACCUUCCAGAGAGCUUGGAGAAAAGCUCCUUGUGAUUGGCAGCCAUACUUUUCGAAACUCUUGCCCACUGGUUUUAAAAGCAAAUCCAAGGAGUACAGUUCAGUAAAAGCAUAGCCAAAGCUUUUCACUGGGCCAUUCACAUGUUGAUUCUUUGCCAUGGGGAGUAGAGAGCAUCCUCACAGAGAUGAUGAGCUUAAAUUACCACGGACUCUGGAAAGAAGAACAGAUGUUUUGUGCUUCCUCCCUAAUGGAAUCACUGGGGAUUCUCUGAACUGCCACUGUCUUUGAAGACAAGAACACUUAAAUGGAAAAUCUAGCAUUCUGGGGCUUCUGUUUCAGCAUGCAAGGCCCAUCUCUGAAGAACUUGGCUCCAUAUGAAAUGUACCAAUUUAGAGUUGUGGUUCUGGACCAUGGCAACGCAGACUUACACUCAACUGUGCCUGUGGGACUCUUGGAUGCUGGAAUAUUUCAUCUACAUUAUUUUAAACAUCUAUAGAUAUUUGUGGAGGUAUGAACAAUUCCCCAGUUUCUUUUCUUUUAGCUAGUUUGUCUUUAGCAUACAGACACAGCUGGUUAGUAAGACUUGUAGUGACAGCUUGAAGUAGCAGUUGGUGCUCUAGAGACUCAAGCAAACCACCCUGAGGCUAGAUCCCCCGAAACAGGCUAGUCCUGCUCAUCUCCUCUCCCCUCCCUUCAUAAACUUUCAUAAGAGAAAGGCCUGUGGUUGUCCUAUGGACCAUUCUGGAAAUGUACUGGAGAAUUAUGGGCCGAGUUUAUCCCACGUGUUUAAGGUUUCCUCACAUAAUAUCCCAACAGAGAAUUGAGGAGAAAGAGUGAUUUCUCAGGAAUUUUCAACUUUAUUCAGGAAAAUUGAGAACCUUCACGUUAGACAUUACCUGGACUAAGAGAGAGCAUGCCAGGGCCUUAGAGCCCCUACUCACCUGCUGGCAGACUCACCUAGGCAUCGAGAGCCAGGCCACGGCCACAGGUGGAGCUUAUAAACACCCCAGCCCUGCCUUCACCUCUGUUCUUUCUAAGCCACACCCACACCUGUCACCACUCCCAUUUCCUGUCAGCAAUUUCCUUCCCCCAGGCACAUAGGUGUCCACCUGUGUUCCCCCAGGUAUUUCCUGUCAUGUCUCACCUCCACAGUCAGGUUCAGCACAAUGUAGGUGCUGAGUAUUUGCUGAAUGAAUGAACGACUGAAUGGGAGACAAGUACAAGGCUCCUGAUACUUUAUAAUUCCAACAUAUCAUCUUAUACUGAUUGGCACUGUACUUUUUCUUUCCUUGAUAGGACCAGGGCCUCACACAUAGACACCUCAGCACUGAAAUUCCCUCUAUUCCUAUAGCACCACACCAUGGGCUGGGAUUUGAACCUGGGUCCAGGCACCCAGCCAGUGAGCUGUCACUUCAGGGCCUAUAAGUACAUUUCUGAUUCAUUUUUAAUUUGGAAGCAGUUACUUAAAAGGCUUCUCGAGAUUGAGGGAAUAUGUUUUUGUUUGGUUGACUUUUGGUUUGUUUGUUUAUUUUUAUCAGUGUCAGGGUUUCGCCACUCCAGGCUGACUUUUUCAAAUGGAAACAGAGAAACAAAGGAGCAAGGGAAAAAUGCCACAGGAGCGAAGUCCCCUUGACUGCAGAAGUGUCCUGGAUGGAACACAGGACAAAACAGACAUGCUGUCUAAGUAAGCUAUCUUGCCCAGCUUGGGGACCUUCAGGAAGAAAUAGCACUUGCAAACUCAGAUUUUUUAAAAUAAACAUUUUUCUUUUUUUAUUUUAUUUAUUCAUUAUUGGAUAGAGACAGAGAAAUUGAGAGGGAAAGAGAGAGACACCUGCAGUCUUACUUCCCCACUCAUGAAGCUUUCCCCCUGCAAGUGGGGACCAGAGUCUUGAACCUAUGUCCUUGUACACUAUAAUGUAUGUACUUAACUAGGUAGGUCACCACCUGAGCCCUGAAUUCAGUUUUUCCUCCUUUUUUAAUUUUUUUUUCUUACUUAGGGGACCAGAGGCAUGAAGCAGGUCAUUGCGUCUGGUGAUAUAUGUUGGUGCCCCACAGCCCACAGUGUUUCAAUGAAUAAAACUCAACUGUAUUUAGUCUGGAGCUUAUUUUGUUGUUGAUAAGUUUGUAUAGGAGGGGUCUCUCUGAGUUGUUUGACAAUAGUAAUCCAAACACAGUACUAUGGAACUCAGUUUAUAGCUUAUUAAAGAUUUUUUUAAAGGAAAAGUCAUACAUCAAACAUUGUAUUGAAAUACCCUUCAAAAGUUUUAACAGUUUUAAGGAAUUCAUAAUAAUCAAAGACACUAUCCCUAAAUUAUCUACUGCUUCCUAAAGAUCACUUCUAUUUUUUAAGAUGACUGUAGCUUAUUUCCUCUCAUAAAAAUAAUUUUUACCAUGAUCAUUUUGACAAACCUUGUUCCCCAUGCUCGUAAGAAUAAUCUGCAGUUGGCAUGACUCCUUUCACAUUUGGACUCUCGGAUACAGUGAACUAAAGAGUAAGCACAUAGCUGGGCCAGGUAGUGUUCAGGGUUAAGCACACACAUUACAAUGUUCAAGGGCCUGGGUUCAAGCCCCCCGGUCCCCACCUGCAGGGGAAAAACUGCACAACUGGUGAAGCAGGACUGCAGGUGUCUUUGUUUCAUUCUCUCUAUAUCUCUCCCCUCUCAAUUUCUCUCUGUCUCAAAUAAUAAACAAGUUUUUUAAAAAGGAUUUAAAGAAAAAUAUACUUGAACUAAAUAUUAAGCACAUAGCUAUUAAAAUCUUUCCUUCCGUUCAUUCUUCUAACAAAUACUCAUUGUGCACCUAGGAGGUGCUAGGUUCUGGAAAACAGUGGCAGACAGACAUAGUCCCCUUCUGGAGUUUCCUCUAAGACCCAGUUUACCAUCCACUUUAGCAAUAACCAGAGUUUACCACCCCUGUGUCCUUCACACUUGAUGGAAGGAACGGACUCUCUGUCCCCAGGGAAAUCAGGCAAGACUCCCUCCCUGCACUGAUUUAUGUCAAACAUGCCUUUCUAAAUGCAUUGCUCAGGCAUGUCCCACCUUUCUCCAGAGGCCAGUAAGGCAGCUAGGAUGGAUAAUUAAGAUGCAUUUAGCUCUUACAAGAGUCCAUUGUGCUCAAAGAUAUCACUCAGCAACCCACUGAAGAAUGUGUCAAAUCCAGUCAACAGUUGGACAAAGGUAGUUAACAGGCAAGGAAACUAAAGCACAGAGAAGUGAUUCCCCCGCCCCCCUGGUUCAUAUAUACUAACAGAUGGGAAUGGGGUUUAAGUCCUUGAAGAGUAAAACAAGAGUUAAUGAGUUAUCCAUUGGCUUGGGUGGCACCGUCCAUAAGUAAAACAAAGAUAUCAUUCAACUAAAAGAGACACUGAAUAUAAAGUACUUUGAAAUCUUAUAUAAGAACAAGCUCUCAGUGAUGUAUUGGAGUCGACACAAAUGGUAGAAGCAAGUCUGUGGAAUGCAAUGUCAUGGCGUCAAGAGGACCACUCUCCAGGAGCACGGGAAGGGUGCAGCUGCAGAGGAUGCCUGGCACAUGAUCCAUAGAACGAUGGCUUUCAGAGUGGUUAGCCACUGUGUCUAUUUGGUGCUACAAAGAAAAAAAAAAAUCCCUGAAAGGAACAAAAACCCUUGCUCUAUAAGGGCUUCUAUAACAAAUACACAGUGUGGAGAUGAACCAGUGGUGUUUGACAUUUUCAGGGAAGGAUGGGCAGCUGUACGCUUUUCUCACCAUUGCAUGUGAUAAAUGUCUUUCUGGUUGUUUGUUUUCUUCCUUAUGUUUUCUGAAAGCUGCAAAAUUGUGCAGCGGUUCAACAGAACCAAAGUGGUAUGUGUUAUGCUGCUGGGAAGUAAAAGUAUCAUACACCA
Erinaceus europaeus (western European hedgehog) is the source of this 7590-nucleotide messenger RNA. It is a transcript of the gene LIN7A, whose product is annotated as lin-7 homolog A, crumbs cell polarity complex component. The transcript is spliced from 7 exons. The coding region runs from base 129 to 785 and encodes 218 amino acids. Lineage: Eukaryota; Metazoa; Chordata; Mammalia; Eulipotyphla; Erinaceidae. Gene Ontology annotation, biological process: protein localization to basolateral plasma membrane; maintenance of epithelial cell apical/basal polarity; neurotransmitter secretion. The record is from RefSeq and is a predicted model, not a curated record. Gene Ontology annotation, cellular component: basolateral plasma membrane; MPP7-DLG1-LIN7 complex; cell-cell junction. Gene Ontology annotation, molecular function: L27 domain binding.